CCCUUUCUUGCCCAAUCUGCACCGUGCUCUCAAAAGCAUCCCCACAAUGAGGAAGUAGCUGCACAACCCUUUUUGUCGUCGAGAUGUUUUUACUUUCGUUUUCGCCCCUUCCUUUCUCUCCCCCAGGCUUUGAAGCACCUGCGGAGCCUGCUCUGGGACAGGAGGACGAAGGAUUUCCCGGUCUGAGACCUUCAACAUUAGCCUUGCCACGGAAUGGGGAACAAGAAUAUUAAACCGCCAGACCCACCAGCCGACCCUCCAAAGCAGUCUGCAAAAGGCAUGAUCCAGACCCUGCAAGAGGACAUCACAUGUUCCAUCUGCCUGGAGUCCUUUGAUGAUCCUGUCUCCAUUGACUGUGGACACAAUUUCUGUAGGGGAUGCUUGACUGCCCACUGGAGUGUACCCUUGCAAAAUGGGUACCGUUGCCCCGAAUGCCGUCAUCCCUGCAGCCGGGAGAGGAUGAAACCAGACACUCGGUUGAAGAACCUGGUGGAAAAAAUUGGACAGCUCCCUCUAACAGAGGAGUUUGAGAAGGAACCAGAGAUACCAAUCCCGCUGUCACAGAUGGGAGAACCGGUGCAGCUGGUGGGUCUGGAUGAGAAUGGAAAUCUCUGCCUGGAUGAGGCGGUGCUAAGCUCUUGCUUGGAGGAAGGUCAGGUGAAGGAUUCUCCAGUCUGCCUGGUCUCCAUUCUUGGUGAACAGCGCCGUGGCAAAUCCUUCCUGCUGAACUUCCUCCGGAGACGAUUCCAAAACCUGGUGGCUGAGGAUGAUUCAUGGAUGGGUGAAGAAAAUGACCCCCUGGCGGGAUUUGAGUGGCAACCAGGACCUACCACCACCACCAAGGGGAUAUGGAUAUGGAGUCAGCCGUUUUGGAUCUCCACUGAACAUGGAAAAGUAGCCAUGUUCUUGGUAGACACAGAGGGUUCAAUGGAUGUGGACAGAAGCAAGGAAACUGGUGUCAAGCUUUCAGCUUUUUCCAUGUUGCUCAGCUCUUAUCAGAUAUUCAAUGUGGCCACCACAAUGAAAGACACAGACUUGGAAUACCUAGAAAUGUUCGUGUAUGUUGCCGAGACGGUGGGGCGUGCUUGCCAUUUGAGGUCCAUUCAGCAUCUGGACAUCUUGGUCCGUGACUGGUUCUACCCACCCAUUUAUGGGCUCCAAGGAGGCCAGAAAUAUCUCCAAGAUGUCAGAGAGAGGCUGGAGAAUCAACCGAACAAGCACCCACGAGUCCUGGGGACACUCAAGAAGACCACCACCCGUUGUUACCUGAUGCCGUUCCCUGGCAAGAAAGUGGUGGUGGAAACUGAGGGCACCCUAGCAGACAUGGAUGAUGAUUUUAGGGAAUGUCUGAGGGAUUAUGGGAAUGACCUAGCCAGAUCAGCUGCAAUGCACGUGAAGAGAAACUGGGAAGGGACAGCCCUCACAGGGGCACAACUUGCCUCCAAGAUAAAG
Pogona vitticeps (central bearded dragon) is the source of this 1452-nucleotide messenger RNA. The record is from RefSeq and is a predicted model, not a curated record. Lineage: Eukaryota; Metazoa; Chordata; Lepidosauria; Squamata; Agamidae.